AUGGCAGGGAAAGUCUCCCCUCUUUUUUCGCCCAUAUGCAUCGGGGCAAAGAGGCGCUUGGAGCUUCCUAACCGGUUUCUCAUGUUGCCCAUGUACCUGAACCUGGAGCAGGAACUCAACGCAUGGAGUGAUGCGCACAUGGAUGCCAUGGGAGCUUUUUACGCGGAGCGCGCGAGACACGGCGCAAAGCUUAUCGUAUGCGGCGGCCUAGGUGUUUCCAGACUGGGCAAGUGGCGUAUAGACAGCAUGGCGCUCGGGAUGCACGACGCGGUAAAGGCCUUUUCGCGCGUCACGCGCGCCGUUCACCGCGAAGGCGGCACCAUAAUUGCGCAGGCAUUUCAUCCUGGGCGUGCCGCGCGGCGCCGCUGGUUUGUCUCCGCCACCUCCACACCAUCUGCGGUGCAGCCAUUUCCCGCUGCCCGCCCAUGGCGUGUGCCGGGGCUUCUGGUUGAGUACAUCGCCUCAGAGCACGCGCGAUUUGCACGACUGGCGGAGGCUGCCGGGUUUGAUGGUAUUGAAAUCCCCGUAAGUGACGGUGGUCUGCUGCACAAUUUCCUCUCCAAGGCCGUGAACGACCGUGGGGACUACUACGGCAGUUCCCUUGAGGGCCGGUUGGAGGUGACGCUGCGGGUGUUAGAUGCCGUACGGCACUCGUUAGUGGAACCGCAAAAUUUCCUUGUUUCCGUGCGGCUCUGCGUGCAUGAUUUGAAAGUGGGCGGGACACCCAUGACGGAAACGCUGGUGGCCGCUGAGGCGAUUGCGCGGUUUGGCGGGGUGGAUGUGUUGAGCACAAGUGUCGGUAUGCAUGACUCGCCUGUGCAGACAAUGGCGUCAUACGUGCCACAGGCCGCCUUUGCGAGAUGUGUGCAGAAGGUGCGGGAGCGCCUACGCUCCCAUGAUAUUCAUGUCCCUGUUGUGGCGACGCACCGCGUGCAUUCCAUCGCAGUGGCAGAGCGUCUUCUGCGAGAGGGCGUCUGCGACCUUGUCGGUGUGGCGCGGCCACUGUUGGCAGACCCGCAAAUGAUUAGAAAGGCAGAGCACGGCCACGAGGAUGCCAUCAUUCCAUGUAUUGCCUGCAACCACUGUGUGAAUCGCCUAUACAAGCAUCAGCGCAUCACCUGCGCGCUUAAUGCGACUAGCGGGUACGAACUUGAGCGGCGUUGGGCGCCGGCGCCGUACAAGAAGCACGUGGCGGUCAUUGGCGCGGGUGCGGCGGGUGUCACGUGUGCGCUGACACUCUGGCGCCGUGGACACGAUGUGACGCUAUUUGAGAAAUCCAACUUUAUCGGCGGCCAGUUGAACCUGGCCAAGGUGGUGCCGGGCAAGGAGUCCUACCAGGAGGUGCUGGAGUACUGGACCCGGCAGCUGCGCCAGUCAUCGAUCAACGUGCGUCUUGGAGCGGAGUUCACGCGGGAGGAUAUGGCGCGCAAUCACCAGUUUUUUCACGCGCUGGUGCUCUGCUGCGGAAGCGUGCCGCGCCCGGCCACCUCACACCAGCUCCCCGGUACCUCCGAGUGCCCCAUGGUGGUGCCGUUCGAGAAGAUACUCAACGGCAGCGUGAAGGCUGGGCGCCGGGUCGUGAUUGUUGGCAACGGCGCCAUCUCCCACGACGUGGCGUCGUACUUGCUGCACGACCCGCGGGUUUCGCGCAGCGUGGAGGCCUACUGCGAUGAGUGGGGCAUUAACCUCGACGAGGGCACGCUGGACCCCAAUGCGGCGGAGCGGGCCCCCCGCAACAACCGCGACGUGGUCCUCUUCAACAAGGCGGACAAGGACGCCGACCUCUCGCGGGGAAAAGGGUGGACGCAGAAGCUGUGGAUCCGCAACCACGGCGGCACCAUCGUUAAGCACGGGCUGGUGGAAAACAUCGAUAAGCGCGGGGUGCACAUUUCUUUGUUGGCCCCCGAUUCACGAAAGUACUUCGUGGAGUGCGACACCAUCGUGUGGGCCUACGGCAUGCUGCCCAACAUUUCCGUCGGCACAUGGAUCUACGAGUGGAUGAAAGACGGCGCAAAGCAACGCGGGGAAAUGAUCAAAGACUUCAGCAUCUACACGGCAGGGUCGUGCCGCGACAGCUACACAGGCGAGGGCCACGGCGAGCAGGACAUGCUACAGGCCGUGCAUGAGGGGUACGAGAUUGGGUACAAGAUCUGA
This is a messenger RNA of Trypanosoma conorhini, 2154 nucleotides long. RefSeq names its product 2,4-dienoyl-CoA reductase-like protein. NCBI's taxonomy places the organism in Eukaryota, Euglenozoa, Kinetoplastea, Trypanosomatida, Trypanosomatidae. Gene Ontology annotation, molecular function: oxidoreductase activity; FMN binding. The transcript has a single exon. The record is from RefSeq and is a predicted model, not a curated record. Bases 1 to 2154 code for a protein of 717 amino acids.